Molecule: messenger RNA, 5223 nt
Organism: Caenorhabditis angaria
Lineage: Eukaryota; Metazoa; Nematoda; Chromadorea; Rhabditida; Rhabditidae
Source: the annotation of a GenBank genome assembly
AUGGACGAGCUUCCGGUGCUAAAUGGCUUGUGCAAAGACCUCUACGAAAGUGUCGAUCCACAAGUUCGCCAACGCGCCGAAAUGAACUUGGCAGAACUGUCCGAAUCAUCAGAAUGUCUGCAAAGAUGUAUGUUGUUAUUAGCUCGCGGUGAUUAUCCCUACGGACCAAUGGUAGCAAGCACAACAUUAAUGAAGAUCCUCGGCGCAAAAACAAGUGUCACCUCUUUUCAAAAAUUGGAACUCGCCAAAUUCCUACUAAAUAUGCUUGGCCAAGGCGCCCCCACAUUUCCAUCAUAUUUAGUCACCUCACUUUGCCAAUUAUUCGCCAGAUUAACCAAACAAGAAUGGACCUACACAGUUGUCCCAAAUAGUUCCGACUCGAAAAUCGAAUAUCCAUUCAGAGAACCUAUUGAUUCGCUAGUCAAGACGAUUUCAAUGAAAAAUAUCUCUGAAUCUCAACUCGCUGUGCAACUUUUAACAUUACUUGUUGCUGAUAUGAAUAAUGCAUCCGGUAUGGAAUCAGUGAAUCAACAUCGCAAGAAUCUCUCGCAGUUUCGCGAUGAUUUCUUAUACACUAUUUUCGUCACCUCUGUCGAAUUUCUAAUGGAACAUGCUGAAAGACAACUAGAUGAUCAAGAAUUGGGAAUGAUGCAUUCGAUGUUGAAUUUGUGUUUGCAGUGUUUGCUUUUUGAUUAUAUUGGAAGUUUGGCCGAUGAGACAAGCGAGGAUAAUUGUAAUGUUCAGAUUCCAACAGCUUGGAGAUCUAGUGAGUCGAUUUUCAUUGAAAAAUCUUGAAAAACCGAUUCAAUUCCAGGUUUCACUGAUGGCAAAAUCAUUCAAUUAAUGUUCAAAUUAUUGCAAAAACUUCCACAAGAAUCAAGUGAAAAGGUGAUUAGAUAAUUUUAUCGACUUACCCUAACUUAUUCGACUAUUUCCUAAAAUUAAAAUUGUUGAAAAUGAAUGAGAAACAAAAAUAAAUUGUAAAUUUAAUCAAAUUUUUGGCACGUGAAAAAUCCUAAUCAUUUCAAAUUUCAUUAAUUCCGAGAAAUGGGAGUCAAGUGAGUUCGAAACCUAAAAAUUACUUUAUAAAGAAGGUUCAGCCUUAAAACUAGCUGAAAACUUUAUGUAAACUGUAUACAAAUUUAUAAUAUUACCUUAAGGUCUUCCUAAAAUCCUAAAUAAAGUCCCUAAAAUUCAGGCACACUCCUAAACCCCACAUUUUUCCAGAUAAUGACAAUAAUCGCCCAAUUGGCCAGUAUUCGUCGAACACUCUUCAAUGGAACCGAAAGGCAAGCCUAUGUUCAAAAAUUGGUUGAAGGAGUUGUUAGUGUAAUUAUGAAUCCGGAUAAAUUAAGUGAUCAAGGAGCAUUUCACGAAUUCUGUCGAUUAAUAGCUCGACUCAAGACAAAUUAUCAAUUGUGUGAAUUGAUUGCUGUACCAUGUUAUAGUCAUAUGUUGAGAUUGUUGGCUGAAUUUACUGUGCAGAGCUUGAGGGUGAGAGUGGUUGGCGCAAAUAAUUUUAAUAAUAUGCUUUUCAGAUGAUGGAAUUCUCCGCCAAUAGCACUUAUUUUCUAAUGACAUUCUGGCAAAGAAUGGUAACAUCAGUUCCAUAUGUCCGUAAUAACGAUGAACAUCUCCUGAAUGUUUAUUGUCCCGAAAUCAUGACCGCAUUUGUUGAAAGUCGCCUCCAACACGUGGAAAGUGUUGUGAGAGAAGGCGCCGAAAAUCCAUUAGAUGAUCAAGGUUCAACACUUCAAAUCAUGGAACAUUUAGCAAUUAUAAGUCGAUGUGAAUAUGAGAAGACUUGUAAAUUAUUGACAAAUUAUUUCGAUCAAAACGCGAAUAUUUGGAUGAAUGGAAAUGAGGGAGAUGUGAAUAAAGUGAUUGCGGAAGGAAGAUUGGUUUGGUUGAUUACGUUGAUUGGUACGGCGGUUUUUGGAAAGACUACUUCGACGACAACUGAUGCACAUGAUAAAAUGGAUGGGGAAUUGAUAGCCAGGUGGGGAUUUUGGGGAGACAAUUUGGAAGUUUUUUAGUGGGAAAUGAGAUAUUUUCAAUGGAAACUUUCAGAUUUUGACCUGAAAUUAGACCUAUUUUAUAUAAAAAUUCGGGGUUUCUGCUCCAAAAAUGAUAAAUUUAGACGUGAAAUUUUAAAUUGAAAUAAAUUAAAACGAAAUUCAGGUCAAAAUCUACAAGUUUUCAUUGAAAAUCGGUCAUGUUCCACCAUAUCAAUUUCAUACUGAAAACAUGAAUUUUGACCCGAAAAAUAUGGAUUUGUAAAACUGGAAAACUUUCCAGUUUUACAAAUGUUUAAAAAGUUGUUCCAAAAAACAGUAUAAUUUUCUGUCUGAAUAUUUUAGAAAAUAUUCAUAAUUUUUGAGGGAUUUUUAACUGUUCCAAAAUUAGGGUAACCGUUAUUUUCGAAAAAUUCAAAUUUUCCACAAAAAAUCCCAUCAAAAUGUUUUCAAAACUUCUCACGAUCCUCUUUUCUCCAGAUGCAUAACCGUCAUGAAAUACAACGAUUCGCGCCUCCAAAUGACAAACUCAAACAUCCCAAUAAAUGGAAAUAUCCGUCUUGAAGUCGCAUUCGUUCACAUGUUGGAACAAUUCCGACGAGCUUAUAUUAUGGAUCAGAUAACAAGAGCCAGUGCGGUUUAUGAAACAUUGGCAAGCGAAUUGAAAAUUAGUGAAGAGGCUGAUAUGUUGGGAGUUAUUGUGCAGAAAAUGUGAGAAUUGUCUGAAACCUCUGAACCAAAUUUGUUGUUUUUUUUUGCAGACUAACAAAUCUGAAAUAUUGGCCAACCAACUCGGAUCUACUAGAUCUUUCCUUGUCACUUUUGAAAGAUUUAUCAUUAGGAUACACGGCUGUUCGAAAAUUAUUCCGACUUCCAGAAGUUCAGCUUUUAUUGAAUAAUCAUACGGUAAGACGACUUUCUUUUAGGUUUAAAAUUUACUGGAAAAUGUGAUAAGAAAUUGAUUUGUUUUAAUCCUGAAUUUUGAAUUUAGCCCAAUUUUUCAUUUCAGUCCGAACAUUUCGUCUUCCUCGGCCCAACUAUCGAUUAUCAAACAAUGAAACAACGAACGACUUUUUAUGAAGCGCUUACUCGAUUAUUAACCACCGAUUUUUCGGAUGAUGAAGAAAUGGUUCAACGAUUUUUGAGACCAUUGACAGGUUUGAUUUAUUUUCAAAAAAAAAAAUUAAAAAAUCACCAAUUUUUUAUCUGAAAAACAUAAAAAAAUGAUGAAUUUUGAGCUCAUAAUUGUUUUCCAGACACAGUCGAAGGAAUUUGCAAUAUAAUCUCAUCAAAUUAUCAUGGAUUCGAUGAAGAACACUUGAAAAAAGUGAUUGUUGGAUUGUGUCGAGAUUUGAGAGGUGUUGCCAUCGCUUCCACAACCAAGGCUAUUUUUCAGAUUCUUUUUGAAUGGAUGUGAGUUUUUUCUGGGAAUUUUGAGCCACAAUUUUGAUUUUUCAAUUUUUUGCAACGUGGAUUCAUCUCCGAAUUUUGAAUUCACGUGAAUUUUGAACACCAAAAAAUUUUAAAAGUUGAAAAAAAUUUGAAUAACCCCAAAUAGCACCCGAACAAAAACUACGGGAAUCUCAUCACCCAGAAAUUCGAAUAUUUUUUGCAGGUACCCAAACGUCUUCAACAUCCUCCAAUUUGCCGUCGAAAAAUGGCCAGAAUCUGCUGAUGUCACAACGCCGAUUCUUCGAUUAUUAUCUGAAUUGGUUCAAAAUCGACAGCAAAGGCUGAAAUUCGAAAUGGGCUCGUGUUCGGCGGUUUUGUUGUUCAAAGAAACGUCGAAAAUUAUCACGAUUUAUGGUGAGAGUUUUGGAGGUGGAAUUUGACCAAAAAUGAUAAUGUUUUUGACCUCAAAAUUGAUAUCCUACGAAUUUUUCCACUCAAAAAAUCCUUAAAAAUAUUCCAGGAGAUCGUCUUUUAUCGCUACCGGAAUGCUCGAAAGAUCGUGUCUACAAAGAUCGCUACAAAAAUAUUGGCAUAAUUUUCUUGGUCCUCAAAAAUGUAUUGAUUGGUGCCUAUGUUCCAUUUGGUGUGCUACGUUUAUAUGGUGACACGUGUCUUCAAGAUGCGCUAACUACAUUUGUGAAAUUGUUCAUCAGUAUACCGCAAGUUGAUUUCCAGGUAAGGAAGUUUGAAAAAAAAAGUUCGAUCUGUUUUCAUUUCUCAAAUUUUUCAGAGCUACACAAAAAUCGCGCAAAACUAUUAUAAUUUACUGGAACACGUUGUUCAAGACAACAUGGCUUUCAUCACAAAUUUAUCGAUUGAAGUACUGUGCUCAAUUUUACGAUCAAUUCAUGCUGGUUUGAAUUCUGUUGGUGAGUUUUCAGCCGGUGAAAAUUAUGAAAAUUCUAUAAUUUUAGCCAAAAAAUAUCAAAAAAAAUUUUUCUUUUUCAGAUGCCAUUGUCAUUACAUCGGCUUGCUCUUCACUGGAUACAAUUUUGAAUUAUUUGUAUAGGCGACUUACGCGAACUUCGCCGCCAACUUCAAAAGUUGGAGUCGAAGCUGAAGGCGAUAAUAUUGUUAUGACAAUCAAAGAGCAUCCGGAAAUUUUGGCGGAUGUGAGUUAAGAAAUUUUGGACUAGAAAAUGUGGAAAAGAAAAUACGCGAUGAUUUGAAUUUGAAAUUUCACAUUUUUGCGUUUUGCCACGUGGAUUUUUGGUCUUAAUUUUCAAAAAAUUCAAUUUCAAUUUCACUAAAAUUUAAUUUUUUUCAGAAAAUUGAAUUUUUUAUCAAAAACUGAAUAAAAAUGUUCUGGAAGAUUCAAAUUUAAUUUAAUUUCAGAUGCUUCAAACCGUCAUCACAUCAAUGAUGUUUGGCGAAGUAAAAUGUCAAUGGAGCCUGUCUCGACCACUUUUAGGCUUGAUUUUGAUACAAGAAGAAGUAUUCAAUUCGCUCAAAAAUGAGCUAACUCAACAACAGAGUUUUGAUCGACAGGCUGAUUUUGAUACGGUACGACGGUUUUUUGAGCAAUGUUGAGAAAAAUUAAAUAAAAACCCACUGUUCAAUUCAAUAAACUAGACUAUAUUUGCAGCUUUUCACGCAAUUAAUGACUGGCGUCGAAUGCAAUCUAACCGUCAAAAACAAGGAUGUUUUCACACAAAAUCUGACGAAAUUCCGACGUGAUAUUGCUGGUGUUUUAAAGGGACAAAGCAUUGUGCCGACCACGUCACAUUUAUCGAAUUCCAAUCAGGAUAUGCAAUAG